AAUUUAAGUGAUACACCUCUCGAAAUUGAUGGUCAGGAAGCGGAUGAUAUUUUUAAUCCUGGCGGAUUUGAUAUGGAGUUAAAAAAUGACGACGAAGAAGAUCAAAUUGACAUGUCAUUAGACACACAGAUUACUCCAAUUUUGAAACCUGUAUCACCAUCUCCGGUGCCUUCACCGUACCCAACACUUUCAGGUGGAAAAUCCGGAAUUCCGACCGGACUACCAAAAACUGCUUUCAGUCCACAUUUUGGUCCGUCUCCUCUUUCACCUACCUCAUCUAGAGCUUCAUCUGUUGCUGAUCCAGAUGAAUAUGAGACAAUGUCAAAUGGUUCAUAUACUUCGGUUCGUUCAGCAGGAAGUGCAAAAUCUGGAACUUCUGGAAUACGGAGACCGUCAAAUACUUCAGGACUUCGUGCUCCCAGUCGAGCAGGUUCUCAUACUACAUCUCCUUCAAGGAUGGUUCUUCCUACUAGGGUUGAUUCUCAUACAUCAAUUCCAUCCCCAGGGAGACAAAGAUCAUUGAGUGUUGUCAGUAAUAGUUCCACUGAAGAGAGCACUACUUCGUCAGUGGAUGCCGUAUCUCCUUCACGGAUUGCCUCUCCGACUCGUGGGGUCCGCAUAUAUAGUCCUAUGUCACAGGCUAUAACAGGUGGUGGUACUCGUCCAAGAUCUAUAAGUCGAAUAAGCAAUAGUUCUGCUGAAUCAUUUACUACUAAUGCCUCAACCUCUGGUGUACGUUCAUUAAAUAAAGCUGGCUCGAAUAUUGCCACUCCUAAAAUUUCAAAUAUAAAUUCGGGCAUUCCGAAUCGUGUUCGUAAUAAUAAUACGGAAAAGAAUGUAUCUAUAGCACGUCCUGUUUCACAAUUACAAUCUCCCUCUUCGUCUAGUUCAACCG
Racocetra persica is the source of this 895-nucleotide messenger RNA. Lineage: Eukaryota; Fungi; Glomeromycota; Glomeromycetes; Diversisporales; Gigasporaceae. The record is from the annotation of a GenBank genome assembly.